GAGCACUGACCUAUGACAUAGUAUACCAUAUACUACUUGGUACGGAGUACGGAGCUGUGGUAUGGAGAUGGAGCUUACAUGGAGUAUGGUAGGGACACAGGGAGUUGCCACCUUGUCGCCACUGAUGUCAGAGUCGCGAUCAACGUGAUCAACGCGAUCUUUGUAGUUUCGUGUAGUUUCGUAGUAUCGCCAAAGCGAGUGAGCAGUCGCGACAGAGAAGAGAAGCCAGGCUCUGAAAGCUUUGAAAGCAAAGGGGAUCAACUAAUUGUUUGGUGUAGUGGAUCAAAAUCUGACGUCAAAUUUCCAAGUUUCGAGAAACGUUACCGUUUUCAUGUAUUGUAAUCGCGAGUACCUUGGUAACGUGCUUAUGAAGAUUGUGGAACGUUAGAAAAUGCUGGGAGACGAUCCACCGUAUCUUUCGGUUGGUACGGAGGUAAGUGCAAAGUACAAAGGGGCAUUUUGCGAAGCAAAAAUCAGGAAAGUCGUUAGAUCGGUAAAGUGCCGAGUAACUUACAAGCAGGGCUUAGGAACAGCCACUGUGACCGACGACCAAAUAAAGGGAACGCUCAGGGUUGGAGCAUCCGUAGAAGCAAAGCACAAUGACAGAAAGGAAUUCGUAGAGGCUACAGUUACGAAAAUUCAAGACUGUAGUCAAUACACAGUGGUCUUUGAUGACGGAGACAUAACUACCCUCAGGAGAACGGCGCUCUGCCUAAAAAGUGGUAGACACUUUGCUGAAAGCGAAACCUUGGAUCAACUACCCCUCACACACCCUGAACAUUUUGGAAAUCCUGUCAUCGGAGGGCGCAGGGGACGGAGGUCUAGGCAAGCUCAAGAUGAAAGUAGCGACGAUGAAGACAGCCCACCUAGGGGUGCUAGGGAGUCAGGAUCCGGGGGGCUUGGCAAAGAAUGUGCGGAAACCGAGCCAGAAAUUGGUAGGGUCGUCUGCGUUGAGCUUGGAGACAAGAAAAAAAAAGACAACUGGUUUCCUGGGCUAGUUGUAGCUCCCACUGCUCAAGAUACCGUCAGGAUACGUGUACGGGAUGACUAUCUCGUUCGCUCGUUCAAAGAUGCUAGAUAUUACACUGUACCAAAGAAGGAAGCUACGGAGUUCACUAAAGAGUUGGUCAACAAGGUAGAGAACAAUGCGCUUAGAGUCGCAGUUGAAAAAGCACUGUUAUUCUUGGACAAGAACGAACUUCCACCGCACUGGGACAGGGAUUCCCUAUUUGGUAAUGCAGACUCUAGUGGAAACAGUGACAGCGAUGGAGAACUUGACUCGGAUAGUUCUGACGAUGAGCCUAGGGAGGAAAAAGACCACUUUGUUGCGCAACUUUACAAGUUCAUGGAUGAUAGAGGGACUCCGAUAAAUAAUUGUCCAAUGAUAGGAACACAAGAUAUCGACUUAUACAGAUUAUUUCGGGCUGUUUACAAGCUCGGCGGUUACAAUCGAGUCACUAAUCAGAAUCAAUGGAAGUCUAUAACUCGUCGUCUCGGUUUUCCUAUUCAAAGUACGUCGUCGACGCACGGUUUGGUUAAACAACAGUAUAAGAAGUUCUUACAUUCUUUCGAGGAUUUUUAUAGGAAACUCGGAUGUACAAUGGUUAACCAUCCGAGAGGUGGUACGAGAAAACAAAGGCCUGGACGUAGCCUUAUAAGAGAUAGGGACAGAAGUACUCCCGUCCCUCCUCAAAUGCCUUCGUUCAAAUUUGAGAAGGAAGAAGAUGAAAAACGCAUAGAAAUCGAAGAAAAGAGGGAUAAGAAAGACGUAAAAAAAGAGAUAAUCAAAGAAGAAGAGGUUUUGAAAAUCACGAAAAAAGAAGAUUUUGACAAGAGCGGCGAUGGGCAUGAGAGUGACGUUAUUGUUGAUGGUGAAGAAGAAUCAUCAUCCAGUGAAAAGUCGCUAAAAGCUUCGAUCGUGACUCCACCUGUGGUAGUUGCUACUACGUCAAUUGUGGCAACAACAUCUACGCCUAUAAAAGUUAAGUCAUCGAAAGUUAUUAAAGAAGAGAAAAGAAAGCCAUUGAGCGAUAAGAAAAAGGGUGACACGAAAAAGUUGGGGGAAAAAAAAGAGGAGAAGGUAAAACAACAGGAAGAAGAACAACCAACAGUGACAAGAUCGAAAUCCAAGGAUGACACUACAUCUAAAGGAAAGGCUGUGACAUCGGAAACUAGGGACGUCCGGACACCCUCUGCUGAAACUGAGAAUAAAAAGAUUCUGCCCAAGCAAAGGCGACCAACAGAUGAAGAACUCAAAAAGCGGGGACGCAAACGCAAGGAAAGUGAACCAGAAAAAUCUAAAGCAGCCGAGGAAAUGCCUGUUGAUCCCGCACCCUCUUACAAAGGAGUUGUCGAGCUCGGUGAUCGUCUCAAAGUCUAUUACGGACCUACUCAUGAGUCCAAGGUAACAUACGAAGCAAAAGUCAUCGACAUUGAAAAGGUUUCAGCCGAACCUGUUUAUUUGGUACACUAUACUGGCUGGAAUACACGCUACGACGAAUGGAUUAAAGGCUCUAGGAUUGCGCAAAACUUCACGCAAACACAGGUCAGGGUUAAAAGAGGUAAGACCACACCCAGACCUCAAACUCCCAGUGCUGCUGGCUCCUCGACAUCUAAUAAACUUACGAAAAUGUCAGCCCAGAGCCGAAGGAGGGCUCACAGUGUCGCUCCUACGUUUAAUUCGUCGAGUGGAACAGUUGUCGAGGAUGGGAAGAGAGAUGAAAAAGAUAAAGACAACCAACAGCCUCCCAGGUCGACGACACCCUCUUCAAUCGCUAGUUCUAGCUCCAGAACUAAGAGCCCUGCGACUCCAGCUGUCAAUAGAAAAAUUAGGGUGACUAGAAACCAGCAGGGUUUAGAAUCUAGACGACGUACCCGACGUAUGUCUGGACAUACGGAUAUCUCUGUAGCUUCUGAAAGUGACAGUGAAGCUUAUGAAUCUGAUACAAUGGAACCGGAACAAGCGAGGACGAGAUCCAGAGGUAUAGAGGAACGAAAGAGAAGCUCGAGACGUAGAGGGGAUGAUGAAGUUAAAGCCGAAGACUGCAGUGAGGUCGAAGAAGAUAAAGAUGGGACUCAUGAAGAACUUAGGCGGGGACGAAGGCUUAGAAGAACUCCGGGAAAAAGUCAGGCCAUCAAAUCUGAGCCUGAAAGUGACGAUGAUCAACCCAAAGGCAGGGAUUUUGACCUAAAUCAGAUAAGGUCUGAACUAAAAGGCUUUGAAAAGGCUGUAAAACUGGAACUGAUCAGAGUUGAAAGAGACUCGGAUGAUCAAAAGGAAGAUGAUGGAGAAAGCGGAGCUGUUGUUCAGCCAACACUCAUGCCCGGCUCUCCAAAGACGGAUAAGAAAUUAACAGAUCUUGCAAAACUUGAGCCAGUAAUUGAUCCCAAGCCUCCCGAGAGCACGGAUGAUAUAUACGAAUUUAAGGAACCCGAACCUUUCGAAUUUGAAGUUAGAAACAAACGCGACCCUGGUGUAGAGAAAGACAAAGUCAAGAAACGGGUGUUUGAUGAGGAGCCAAAGAGUCCAAAAAAAAAACAGAAAACUCUGCUACCGUCAACUAAAGAGAUUAAAAUCGAGGGAGAUAACGAUCAAAAGAAAAGAGUUCGCAGACCUUUUAACAAGAGAGCUGAUGACACAGAGGUGACCCCACCGCCGGGUAAAGUGAAGUCACAAUCUGCUUGCGAGGAAGCAUUCGAUAAACUUUGCGAAUCUCCAUCGUUUAGUCCUUUAAAACCAUCCACCGUCUCGGAAGAAGUUGGCAAGGUUGCUCUAGACAUGCUUUUCAGUGACCUGCCCGGAGACGAGGAUGGCACCGCCGACGAUCCUGAGGAUAGACUAAUCAUUUCUGAGACUGAGGUGUCAGAAGCAGAACAGGAGAAUCUUUUUACAUAUCAGCAGGAGAUCUUUCCAUCAAGUGAUAUUCCUGAUACAAUGGAGUUCAGCAAAGAGGAAGUCAAAGCCAACCAGCAGGAAACUGUGGAAGAGAAACCAGUUCCUGUGAGCGUUCAGUCCUCUCCAAUUGUCCAAGAUGCUAAACAAACAACAAGCAAGAUUUCUACCUCAACUCCAGUUAUUGCGGAUACAAAAAUCUUGGACAUCAAGCCCCUUGAAAGUAGCCCUGCGUUGUCACCUGCUCUAGUAACUCCAGCACCGAUCAGCACUAGGCUGCCGGCAACAUCUACCAUAGAAGAAAAACUAUCAGCUGCUGCACUGGCCUUUAGAAAUAAAUUCAAGGAUAUCAGAAAGGAAGAUCAGACUGGUGAUGAAGGAACUUGGAAGUCUACGAAGGAAUCCUCUAAGAAAAGUUUUUCGGAAACUUCGGCGACAGCGAAGAAGACAACGGAUAAUGAGGGGGAGAAAAAAAAACCGGAUGAUGAUGAGGAUGAAAAAAAGAAAGAGGAGGAACGUAGAGAGACUAUGCGGGCAGUGAUUAAGCAGAAAGAAGAAGAGUUACAGCAAUUAAAAAUGAAAAAGGUAACCGAACUCAAAAAAGCAGUGGAAGCAAAGGCUGCUGCUGCAGUUGUAGAGCAGAAAAAAAUUGUGCAACAAGAGAAGGAAGACGAGCAAAAGGACCGAGCUGAGGAAGAGGAAUUAUCCUUGUUGAGGAAGGAUGAAGAACGCAGGGAGCGAGAGCAGACAGAAAGAGACAAGGAUAAAGAAAAAGAGAAAGAAAAGGAUAAACGAAAACGUAUAAUUAGCCAGGAGUUUCUCGAUUCCACCGACAGCAGUGACUCUGAGCAAAGACUUGUCAUAGACAACGAGGAACCUCCAGAAGAGAAGUACGUUUCUUCGAAUUUUGAUAUCAAGUUGAGAGCCGAGCUAGAAAAACUUCAAGAUAUUCAAGAGAAUCGAGCAACGACACACCCCCAUCCUUCCCCAACUCCAGCAGAGAAAUCUACCCUGGCCGUUGUCACGCCAAUUUUAAAAACAGAAGAAGAGGCGGAAAAUAUUAGCUCGUUGCUAUGCGAAGAAGAAAUACCCGGUUCCCCAGCUCCUGUAGUGGAUAACAUUGACCAAGCUACAGUUUCAACUACUCAGUUGCUGCCCUCACAGGUUGAAGCCCCUGGAAGUAGCAUUGUCCUUUUGGAAAUGCCAUUCGCGAGCGCUCCAACUUCCGGUCAAAGUUCAGGAGCCUCUGCUACGAGUACAAUUUCCACGGUUAACGUGUCAGUUCCAAAGAGCAGCCCCGAUGUUUCGGUUCCAGUCUCACUACCUGUCCAACAAGCUUCCGUACUUGGUCCCAGGUCUCAGCCUACACUCCAAGCAGUUUUACCUCAACCCCAACCAAAUUUAGCAGCUGCUCCUGCCGCCGCACAACGCAGAGAGAGUAACGAGGCUGCACCAGUUAUGGAUAACACACCACCGACAACUCCCGAUUCAACGAUCUCAAAUAUUUCUGGUUCCCCGAGGGAUGAGGGCACCGGAGGAUCCUCCCCUCUGUUCGAGGAUAACACCAAAUCUAACAGAGACAGCUCUGAGGCAGACAAUGACAGUGCAAGUAAAGGCUUAGGUGGAGGAUUUAGCGAGGACGAUGUAAGUUUACCGAUCGCUGACAGUGCUGGGGGUCAAGAUAGAAACGGAAAAACUAUUGCAUCGAAACGAACGGCGGAAGCAUCACCAUCUCCUAAAAAGAGAAAACGAAGUAGAAAACAUUCCGAGUGCAGCAGUAAUGUAGGUAAAAAAUCUAGUACUGCCCGACAUGUUGGACGCCAUUCGAGGCAUUCGGGAGCUGCUACUGAUAGCGACGAUACCAGUGAAAGCUCUAAUAUUUGCCCUGGAAAUGCAAACAUCACAAGCCACACCAAUAUACCUACUGUACCCGAUUUGCCUAGUUAUUCGACCAGGUCACCAAGGCCAUUGAAGUACAACUUUUAUGUUGAACUUGACCCUGAGCUAGAUGGAAGCCAACGGAUUGCUGUUUUGCAGCAGAAACUUACCGAGUUACGUAAAACUUAUAACGCUGUUAAAGUAGAGCUUGCGGGUAUCGAGAGGCGCAGAAAAAAGCUGAGACGACGAGAACGGGACGCUCUAAAAGCAGCCAAAGCAGAGAUGCAACAAGCUUGUUCGUGAUGAGAAAAAUAACGUUUCAGUCAUUGAGAUGUAUAUUUCAAAAAACAUUCAGUGUGAGUCGUAGUCAACAAUAAUCAUGAAGAAGAAAAAUAGUAAUAUCAUAUUCAUGAUUUGGGCACCUGCAAUUUUCGCAAAUAUGCCAAUUUUCAUCUAUCUGUCAAACGUAUCUGCCUGUCGUUGGUAUAAGUAUUUUACUAUAAUAUUUCACAGUCCACUCAAACUUGUAGAUAUAGAUUAUAAGACGUAGCGGUAAUCGUAGAUUCGGAUAGCUGGUAGUUCCGAUGAUAUACUACGCUAUUUGGAUUGUUUAAUUGCCAGGAUUUGAAUAGACGGAUUGAGAUUUUCUUGUGGUACUAAACGUCAAUUUGGCUUGAAAUACGAGUGGUUUGAUUCAAAAUUCGCGUUGUCUUCAAUCUUCUCAUCAAUUUUUAAUCUACCACUAAAAAUACGUACAGUUUUUCAAAAGUUUCAUGGAAACAAUUGUUACCUAACAAACUUGUUAUAAAAGGUCAAGUCAUUUGAUACUUAAUAUAAUAACUUCCAGCAACACUGAGCAGCUAUGCAAUAGGCUAUGCCACUGAGUACCCAUAAAUGUAAUUGUACUUGAAAACUUACAGAGGGAUGUUUAUGUGUAGGAUGGCGUAGGCGUAUAGGUGAUAAUUUUAUAUUCAAAACUUAAAUUAUUCGAAAAUCUCAUUAUUUCAGUUUGUAGAAAAAUCAAUCUCUAAUGUUAUCUAAUGUUUGUUAUUUUUAUGCAUUAAUUAGUUAUUCGACAAAAGUUUUUACGGCGAUUAUUUUAUUGCGAGAUCAUAAAAAAAGGCCUAUUCGCCAUUAUUUAAGUAAUGAACUAUUCCACCCUAAAUUAAGAAGAGCAUUAUUACCCCCUUCCCCGUACUCAUUUCAAAUUACCACAAUAUGAUUGAUUGUAAAUACUAUUUCAAUCGAGGAAUGACUUACAUUUGCACAAUAAUAAAUAAGCUGUCGUUAUUGAAAUUGAAAGAAAAACGUUGUACGAAAAGAUGAAGAUAUUUGUUUUUAAAAUGCAACACCGAGAUAUCAAAAGCUUACUUGUACCAUCCCAAGCGAUAGUGGAUGAUGCUGUGCGAAAAAAUGAUUAAAUUUUAUAUAGAUAUAUAUAUAUUUUUUAUAAAAAAUACUGAAAAAUAAUGUUUCUUCGCACGUGUCAGAACAUUCGCUUAUGCAGAAUUAUAUUUAAAGCCUCCAGCAUAUGUAAAUAAUUUCUGUAUGAAUACUUAACCAAAAAAACACCGCAUUGAAGAUCAAGUGGAUAAAAGAAAAAUUGGUGGCGAUGAUGUCCUUUGGUAUUGGGUUGUUUUAUAUAUGUAUAAGGUUAUUACGCCAUAGGGACGAUGCAUACCUAGAGUAAUCAAAAUGAACGUCAAGAGUGGUACUUGAAUGACUAAUUUGCUUUAGUAUACCGUAGAUUAAAAUAUCACGUGCUGCAUCAUAGAAUUGUAGAACGGUAUAUAUAUAAAACAUUAUUCCAAAUAUCAUUUUACUGUCCUAGCAAGUAUGAUUGAUAAAUAAAUCGUGCUAUAAUACAGGGGCAAAAAAAACCUGAGUUUGUAGUGUUUUUGCUCGAAACAUUGAUUACAGAUAUAUUUAAUACAUUACAGUUUACAAAGAAGUGGACGUCGUACGGGCACGACUCUGGCACAAGCCUUGAAUAAAAAUUCGCAAUAAUAAUCAUAAUUAUACAAAUAUAUUCGUUUACCUAAA
This is a messenger RNA of Athalia rosae (coleseed sawfly), 7813 nucleotides long. RefSeq names its product AT-rich interactive domain-containing protein 4B (gene htk). Gene Ontology annotation, biological process: regulation of transcription by RNA polymerase II. The record is from RefSeq and is a predicted model, not a curated record. The transcript is spliced from 9 exons. Gene Ontology annotation, cellular component: nucleus. Gene Ontology annotation, molecular function: transcription cis-regulatory region binding. NCBI's taxonomy places the organism in Eukaryota, Metazoa, Arthropoda, Insecta, Hymenoptera, Athaliidae. Bases 392 to 6073 code for a protein of 1893 amino acids.